This is a messenger RNA of Talaromyces stipitatus ATCC 10500, 1494 nucleotides long. RefSeq names its product extracellular OTU-like cysteine protease, putative. The coding region runs from base 1 to 1494 and encodes 497 amino acids. NCBI's taxonomy places the organism in Eukaryota, Fungi, Ascomycota, Eurotiomycetes, Eurotiales, Trichocomaceae. Gene Ontology annotation, biological process: protein deubiquitination. Gene Ontology annotation, molecular function: cysteine-type deubiquitinase activity. The record is from RefSeq and is a predicted model, not a curated record. The transcript has 3 exons.
AUGGCUGAGUCGCCGGCUAACCGAAGCAGGAUUGUGCCCAUCAUGGCCGACGAAGCUCUCUCCAAGCCAAAAUCAACCACAAGAAAAUCCGCUCCUAUUCCCAGGCCUGCCGCGCCGUCCCGCAUAUCCACGCGUUCUCGAACCAAAUCUUACGGACUGGACGGCGUCGAUGGCAAUUUGAAGAUCUUGGAAGAACGCGGCUUGUACGUCGCGAAAACCCCCGGGGACGGCAAUUGCCUCUUCUAUGCUCUGUCCGACCAAAUGUACGGUACUAUGGAACGCGCCUUCGAGAUACGCGAGGCUUUGGCCGUCCAUAUGUCUACCCAUGAAGAGUAUUUUGGAGCUUUUGCCGUCCCCGAGGAAAGCGAGAGACGUUCGGCACGAGUUGCGGCACGGAGAACCGAGUCCCCAUUCCCGGCGACUCCCUCACCAACAGUCAACGACAAGCAAGACGCGUUUACAGACAUGGUCUCGCGUUGUGCCACCCCGGCAGUCUGGGGUGGAGGGGUGGAGAUUCAAGCUUUCUGUCAAUACUACCAGCGAGACGUUCGGGUUUACAGCCCGGACAAUGUGCAGAACUUUCGAGCUUGGGAUGCUCCUAAUGAUGAAGUCCGGGAGGUAGUUCAUCUUGCAUACAUUAACGGCGUCCAUUAUUCAUCUGUACGCAACAUUGACGGUCCACACGAAGGACUUCCCAAUGUGAAACCAAAGGCGGUGGUUAUUGACAUCGAAUCCCCUCAGGCUUGGAAGAUCUCACACAUCCAAAACGGAUUGAGUGGUCAAUACGAUCAAGAUACAAUCGUGUCAAUGCUUCGUCGCUGCCGUGGAGAUAUUAAUCGCGCUUUUGCCAGACUUUUAGACGAAGAAUCAUCAUCAACUUCCUCAUUUGUAUCCUCUGCAACCUCGGCUGCAUCGUCUCAAGCAACAACAGCCAGCACACCUGAACAACAACAAAACGCAAACGAACUACGCAACGAGACCACUGCUACACCUAUGGUGAACUUCAAACCCCAUCUGAUGUCGUCUCGUUCAUCCUCUCGACACAGCACUGCUAGCAAGCGCUCUGCAGACGACAGCGAUGAUGAGGGUUCCGUUUUGUCUGCACAGCGUGGACGUGAGCAAAAGCGCCGUAUCCUACCAAAAGUUACAGUUGGUAUCAAUUUUGGAGACCACGAUCAGCCAGAUAUGGUUUCUUUGCGUUGGCGAGUCGACUCUGAUGUUGUCGCUGAGCAAGUUACUGCUACUCCUUCAUCUUUAAAACAAUCAGAGCAACCAAAAUCUGAACUAGAACAGCCCAAGCCAACUUCAGAGCAAGACAAGCCAAACGCAAAACCGAAGAAAACGCAGACCAAGGCCAAAGUCAAGCCAAAAUCAAGGGCAGAGCAAGGCCAGUGCCGCAAACUUCGACCUCGCAAACCUCGAAGCAGUGUCACCAGCGAACUUGACACCGCAUUAACCCUUUCCGACGAAUCAUCUGUUAAACUAGCGGAAUAA